AUGGGAUUCUAUGGGCCGGACAAGCCGCUCCGACACCCGGACAGAUUGUGUCCGAUGAGCUGCUCCACAAUCCGGCCCCUGCGGAGUGCAGAUUUGACCGGACCCUUGAGGCGCUUCGCGUCGAGGAAAGGGGCUGGGGUCGGCGCGGGUAGCCGCAGCGUCUCAUACGCCGUCGCCUGCCGUCGCCAGUAUUCGCCACCCUUCUCGGAUCUCAUCGAGUGGGCUCUGCCCCAUCGCUGGCGAGCGACAUGGGCGGUUUUGAGCGGUUGUGAAGCGAUGACCAUCAAUGACUUUCUUGAGACCGUGCUCGUUCGAUUGGCGAGGUCUUAG
Puccinia graminis f. sp. tritici CRL 75-36-700-3 is the source of this 330-nucleotide messenger RNA. RefSeq lists its product as uncharacterized. The transcript has 2 exons. Bases 1 to 330 code for a protein of 109 amino acids. The record is from RefSeq and is a predicted model, not a curated record. NCBI's taxonomy places the organism in Eukaryota, Fungi, Basidiomycota, Pucciniomycetes, Pucciniales, Pucciniaceae.